ACACAAGACUAUCGGCCUAUCCGUAUCAGCCGAGGGAGGUAUGCACACCGUUUUGCUUGCUGCGCACACAUGUUCUUGUUUUCGAUCGGCCGAUUUGCGAUCAUCUGUUGAGUGGCAAAAAUGGAAAACGUAAACAUUACGAUAAAUAUGGAAGAAUUAAUUUCUGUAGUAGAGAGUUGUUCGGCGAUGUAUAAUAAAAAAUUAAAAAUAUACAGUGACUGUCUGGUAAUAGAUAAAUUGUGGACAGAAGUUUGCGAAAGUUUGACACCAGUCUGGAGCGAACUAGCCACCAGCGAACAAUUGCAAACUGUGCAGUAUCGAUGGCGAACAUGUCGUGGCUUCUCUGCACGACUCCUUGUUCUCCUGUGGCUGAGCUCACGGAGGACGGCCCGGUCUCCUCGUCGCCGGCGGCCGGCACAUGCAAAUCCGCUGGGGUGCUCCACGCUACUCAAACUAGGCGACGUGGCGGCGGCGGCGGCGGCGCUGCUGGCGCUGGGGGCGGUGCUCAGCCUGUGUGCGCCGGCGUGCGAUGCGGCCAACAUCCUGGCCGUGUUCCCCGUGCCCGGCAAGAGCCACUGGAUCGUGUUCCGCGAGCUGCUGCUCGAGCUGUCGCGCCGCGGCCACAACCUCACCGUAAUCUCGCAUUUCGAGCUGGACGAGCCGCCGCCGCCCAACUGGGAGCAGAUAGUUGUCGGGGCCUACCACGAGGAGUUGCCCUCUGGUCCAAACUUAUUUGACCUCGGAACGUCGGGAGCAAUGCAGGAGGUGAAGUUCCUGAUGGCGCACGGGAGGGGCUGGUGCAGGAGGGCCCUGGAGGAGGAGGACAUGCGGGAGCUGGUGGCGUCGCAGGACCGCAGGUACGACCUGCUGCUGAUCGAGGUGUUCUUCAACGACUGCCUGUUCGCGCUGGCGCACAAGUUUCGGGUGCCGACGGUGGGGGCGUGUGCCCUCGGCGGCGGCGCCAGCUGGAUGGGCGACGCGGUGGGCAACCCUUACCCGCACAGCUACCUGCCGGAGCCCUUCCUCAAGUUCACCAGCCGCAUGAGCCUGCCCGAGCGCCUCUACAACGCCUUCUUCGGCACGUACUUCAGACUGGUGCGCGAGUUCAGCUACCUGCCGCAGCUGGACGCCAUCGUCCGGGAGCGCUUCGGCGACAACAGCAUGCCGCCCUUGUCACACAUCCAGCGCAACAUGUCUCUGCUGCUGGUCAACAGCCACGUCAGCUUCUACUACCCGCGCCCUCUCGUCCCCAACUUGAUAGAAGUCGGCGGGAUGCACAUCAAGCCGCCGAAAAAGCUCCCGGAUGACCUGCGAACGUUCAUGGACGAAGCGACGGACGGCGUCAUCUUCUUCAGCAUGGGGACCAACAUCAGGAGUGAAGAUAUUCCGGAGAAGCAGAAGGAAGCCAUUCUCAGAGUGUUCUCAAAACUGAAGCAGAAGAUUCUGUGGAAAGUUGGUACGGAGCGACUGCUCAACCAGCCGGCGAACGUGAGACUAGGGAAGUGGCUGCCCCAGUAUGACGUGUUGAAACAUGAGAACACGAGACUCUUCAUAACUCACGGAGGCCUGAUGAGCAUACAGGAGGCCAUUUCAGCGGGAGUGCCGCUGCUGGGAAUCCCAGUGUUCGGAGACCAGCAGGUGAACCUGGGCAGAGUGGAGAGCGACGGCUUCGGCAUCAUGCUCACCAUGGACAACAUCACCGAGACCUCAUUCGGCUGGGCGUUGUCCGAACUACUGACGAACCCAAGGUACCAAGAGAUGGCCAAGAAGAAAUCUGUGGUGUUUCACGACCGCCCCCAGAAGCCGCUGGACACGGCCGUGUACUGGGUGGAGUACGUGCUGAGGCAUGGCGGCGCAAAGCACAUGCGGUCCGCCUCCCUCGACCUGUCGUGGUACCAGUACCUGCUGCUGGAUGUCGCUGCGGUCGUGCUGGCGGCGUUGUUUCUUGUUCUGUACGCUGUGGCUCUCAUCACGAUAGCUGUCUUGAGAAGAAUCACUAAAAACGGAUCGGUGGCCCAAACAAAGAAGAAGAAGCGCACGAAGGAGGACUGAGUUAACGUUGUGAUGGAUUGACCAUUCAGCCAUGGGGAGUAGUUUUCCCCGAAUCAGAGACUGCGGAAAUGGGCACCAGGACGUAAGAUCAAAGACUGAACACUGUACUUGCAUUCACUUGUGUGAAGGUAGAUGUGUGGACGCCGAGCAGUGUGCAGUGAACAACAGGCUCAGUGUUGUCAGUAUCACCUUUUGACUAUUCUGGAGUGAAGAAUAGCUCGAUUUGGAUGUUUAUUUUAUGUGUAAUGCGGACUGUGGCACUGUAUAUUGCCAAGGAAGGACACUCUUCUGUAUUGUAGUCCUGCAGUUUUUUAUUGCUGCUACUGUCUUGUACAAAAACUAACAAAAAGUACCUUUGCUAUCAGCUUGUUGUGAGAGCAAAGUAAUUUUGUAAAAGCUGCACUGUUACAGCAAAAGAUGUUUAAUUUUUUUAUUUGUAGAUUUUUUUCAGUUCACAGUUGUCAAACAUGCCUGGUCAACAUGACAUAAUAGCUAUUUCUAAUGUACCUGUCUCUCUGAAACUGUGAUAAUGUUGGUAAUAAGUCUUGUAUAUCUAUGCUUACAACAACUUUUUAUAUGAACCAAACAAUUUUGUCAUUGUUAUCCAUUUACUCCUCCAUGCAGUAUUAAUAAAAGGAAAGAAAUCUUA
Schistocerca gregaria is the source of this 2701-nucleotide messenger RNA. Its product is annotated as UDP-glycosyltransferase UGT5-like. Gene Ontology annotation, molecular function: UDP-glycosyltransferase activity. The transcript is spliced from 7 exons. NCBI's taxonomy places the organism in Eukaryota, Metazoa, Arthropoda, Insecta, Orthoptera, Acrididae. The record is from RefSeq and is a predicted model, not a curated record. The coding region runs from base 121 to 2052 and encodes 643 amino acids.